CACUGAUCGGAAAAAGGGGAGUGCGAGAGCAAUUGAUUUUUUUUGUGGAAAAGUUGAUUAGUGGGUCCCAAAUUGGUGGAAAAUUUUUCGUAAACAGCUUAGUGCCAAUUGUGCUAAGAACGAAUUUUCAUAAAUACAAGGUUUUGGGACUAGGCAGUGCACACAAUGAUUGGUGGUUUGUUCGUUUACAACCACAAGGGUGAGGUUUUAAUCUCCCGAGUUUAUCGCGAUGACAUCGGACGCAACGCCGUGGACGCCUUUCGGGUCAACGUCAUCCAUGCUCGGCAGCAGGUGCGCUCUCCAGUGACCAAUAUCGCUAGGACCAGCUUUUUCCAUAUAAAGCGUGCCAACAUUUGGUUGGCUGCGGUCACUAAGCAAAAUGUUAAUGCUGCCAUGGUAUUUGAGUUCUUGCUAAAGAUCAUUGAGGUGAUGCAGUCAUACUUUGGUAAGAUCUCCGAGGAGAACAUCAAGAACAACUUUGUGCUCAUUUAUGAGCUGCUGGACGAGAUUCUAGACUUUGGCUAUCCGCAAAAUACGGAUUCGGGCACCCUGAAGACGUUCAUCACGCAACAGGGCAUUAAGUCGGCCACCAAGGAGGAGCAAAUGCAAAUAACCUCACAAGUUACUGGUCAAAUUGGCUGGAGACGUGAGGGCAUUAAAUAUCGACGAAACGAGUUGUUCCUGGAUGUGCUCGAGUAUGUCAAUCUGUUGAUGAGCCCACAGGGUCAGGUUCUGUCCGCUCACGUUGCCGGCAAGGUUGUCAUGAAGUCUUAUUUGUCAGGCAUGCCCGAGUGCAAAUUUGGCAUCAACGACAAAAUCGUUAUGGAAUCCAAGGGCAGAGGAAUAUCCGGCAAUUCGGAAGCAGAGACAUCGCGCUCCGGCAAGCCAGUGGUUGUGAUUGACGAUUGUCAAUUCCAUCAGUGCGUCAAGCUAAGCAAAUUCGAGACGGAGCAUUCUAUUAGCUUUAUACCGCCAGACGGUGAAUUUGAGCUAAUGCGCUAUCGCACAACAAAAGACAUUUCAUUGCCAUUCCGUGUUAUACCGCUGGUGCGAGAAGUGGGACGCACAAAGAUGGAGGUGAAAGUGGUACUCAAGUCGAAUUUUAAGCCAUCGCUGCUUGGCCAGAAGAUCGAGGUGAAAAUCCCAACUCCACUCAACACUUCGGGCGUGCAAUUGAUUUGUCUAAAGGGCAAGGCCAAAUACAAGGCCUCAGAAAAUGCGAUUGUAUGGAAAAUUAAGCGAAUGGCGGGCAUGAAGGAAACUCAGCUGUCGGCGGAAAUUGAACUCCUUGAGACGGAUACCAAAAAGAAGUGGACACGUCCACCAAUUUCAAUGAACUUUGAGGUGCCAUUCGCACCGUCAGGCUUUAAAGUGCGCUAUCUGAAAGUGUUUGAACCGAAGCUUAACUACUCAGAUCACGAUGUGGUCAAAUGGGUGCGCUACAUUGGACGCAGCGGUCUAUACGAAACCCGUUGUUAAAGGAAGAGUAACUCUCCCAAAAGCAAUCGAGCAAGUGGACGACAUUAUAUUUAUAUGUUGAAUUUUAUAGAAAACGCAAGAUGGAAACGUUUACCAUUCGAAUGUUAUUGAAAUUUUCAUCAAUCAAAUUGAACAAAUGUUGUCUCGUAUUCCAAAAUUAGUUCUUCAGCAACGGGCGUUAAUUAGUUGGCCCAUCCUAUAAUGCAUAUACAUAUAGUUUAUGUAUGCAUAAUUCUGUUCUUGUGGCGAUGCAUAAUAAUACAUACAUACCAUUAUAUACUAUUAUUUACACUAUUAUAUAUUGUAAUCAUAUUGUUUAUACUACGCCCUGGCGCGCGUCUCAAAUCUCACGCUCAUGUUUUCUACUGUUUACUUUUAAUUAUGCUUUGUAUUAUUAUAUUAAAAAAAAAAUCUAUAUUAUUCUUGUGGAUAUUCAAAUUGAUCACACACAUGUAUUUAGAAAACCCUGUCAGUCAACGCUAAUAAUAUUGAUAUUCAAAGUGUUAAUAAUAAUAUUCGAAUUGUU
This is a messenger RNA of Drosophila innubila, 2005 nucleotides long. RefSeq names its product AP-2 complex subunit mu (gene AP-2mu). The coding region runs from base 166 to 1479 and encodes 437 amino acids. Gene Ontology annotation, biological process: intracellular protein transport; clathrin-dependent endocytosis. The transcript has 3 exons. Gene Ontology annotation, molecular function: clathrin-cargo adaptor activity. Gene Ontology annotation, cellular component: cytoplasmic vesicle; AP-2 adaptor complex. Lineage: Eukaryota; Metazoa; Arthropoda; Insecta; Diptera; Drosophilidae. The record is from RefSeq and is a predicted model, not a curated record.